This is a messenger RNA of Pungitius pungitius (ninespine stickleback), 2845 nucleotides long. RefSeq names its product Ran GTPase activating protein 1b (gene rangap1b). Gene Ontology annotation, biological process: signal transduction; nucleocytoplasmic transport; activation of GTPase activity. Gene Ontology annotation, molecular function: GTPase activator activity; small GTPase binding. The record is from RefSeq and is a predicted model, not a curated record. NCBI's taxonomy places the organism in Eukaryota, Metazoa, Chordata, Actinopteri, Perciformes, Gasterosteidae. Bases 352 to 2067 code for a protein of 571 amino acids. Gene Ontology annotation, cellular component: nucleus; cytosol; perinuclear region of cytoplasm. The transcript has 16 exons.
UUUAAUGAAAUUCUGAAUAAAAUAGAUUCAAAUUACUUCUUCAUUCUUAAACUUGCAAUACAUUACACAUUAAGCGCUUACAAUUUACAACGUUACAGUAAAAUUGUAUAUUACAUAUUAAUGAAAAUGUUCAUUGGAGUGAAGGUACAUCGAUCAAAGGUAGUUCGGGGUGGUACCAGCAGGUGGCGGUAAAACGGUGUCGAUCAGUUACUGGCGUAACCAGAAGCAACGAAAAAGAAACCUGGGCGCAUGACGUCACGCGGUUGAGCAACCGGCGCGCGGCACGGAAGAGCGGCGCGUGUCCACCAUCCUUUCCCUGAAACAAUCACCAACUACUCUUCGUGAGCCGCUAUGGCCUCGGAUGACAUCGCUCAGCUGGCGGAUGCGCUUGCCAAGACCCACGUCGGAGAUGGAGAGCUGAGCUAUCAGGGCUUGGGCCUGAAGCUCGAUGACGCGGAAUCAGUGGAGGAGCUGGUGCGUGAGAUAGAGCAGUACCCGGGCCUGAGAGCUCUGCGCCUGGAGGGGAACACGGUGGGAGUGGAUGCAGCCCGGGCCAUCGCCAAGGCUCUGGAGAGCAAAGACCUGCUGCAGAAAUGCCACUGGAGUGACAUGUUCACCGGGAGGUUGCGCUCUGAGAUCCCAACGGCCUUGAGGUCUCUGGGCAGCGCCUUAAUGAGUGCAGGGGCCAGGCUGACCGAGUUGGACCUGAGCGACAACGCCUUUGGGCCGGACGGCGUGAAGGGAAUCGAACAGCUGCUCAAGAGCCCUUCCUGCCACAAUUUGCGGGAGCUGAGGCUGAACAAUUGUGGCAUGGGGAUCGGCGGAGGAAAGAUCUUGGCUGAAGCUCUGAUCGAGGGCCACAGACAGUCGUCGGAGCACGGAGCGCCACUCAAACUGAGAGUGUUCAUCGCAGGGAGGAACCGCCUGGAAAACGAAGGAGCCCGCGCCCUGGCUAAGGCCUUUGAGCUGAUGGGCAGCCUGGAAGAAGUCCACAUGCCCCAGAACGGGAUCAACUACGCAGGUGUGACGGCGCUGGCUGCAGCCAUGCGACACAACCCGGAGCUCCGCGUCCUCAACUUUAACGACAACACCUUCACCAAGAGGGGAACGCUGGCCAUGGCGCAGGCUCUGAGGCACCUGAGGAAUGUACAGGUGAUCAACUUUGGAGACUGUCUGGUGCGCUCCGAAGGCGCUAUCGCCCUCGCCGCUGUCCUCGGAGAGGGACUGCCGAUCCUCAAGGAGCUCAAUCUGUCCUUUGGCGAGAUCACAGAGGCGGCAGCUUUGGUGGUUGCUCAGGCGGUCAUGGACAAACCCGACAUGGAGAAAGUGGAUUUGAACGGUAACAGUUUGGGGGAGGAGGGCUGUGACGCUUUGAGGGAAGCCAUGGAAAACAUGGACAAAGGAGGCAUGCUGGCAUCACUCAGUGAUGAUGAGGGAGAACCAGAUGACGAGGAUGAUGAUGAUGAAGAAGAUGACGACGACGAUGCAAGUGACGACGGCAAUGAAGACGCUGAAGACGACUGUGAACUUGUGAUGGAAAACGGAAUAACGAGAGAUGACAGUCCGGCAAAACCUCAGAGCUCGGCCGAGAUCACGUCCUUCCUCAGCUGCCCCUCUGCAGAGAGGCUCCUUCAGCUGGGAGAGAUGAGGACGAGUCUGCAUCAACAGGUGGAUGCAUCCGACCCACACAACGCCGCCCACGUGCUUCUGAAAAUCGCCGCUCUGCACAGUGAAGAACCGGAGACCAAGGCGGCGGUCCUGGAAACCAUCGAUGCCGUGUUGAAGAAGCUCCUCUCUGGCUCAGCUCUCCAGUCCUUCUGCUUCCUCUCCUCGCUGCUGGUCAUGAUGGGACUUCUUAAGGGAGAGGGGAGGGUGAAGAAGGUGUCGCUGGUCCCAGGUCAGCUGCUGUGUUUGGAGCACGCCAUUCAGCAGGAAUACUUCACUAGGCACCACGCCUCGCUGCUUCACACCUUCAUGUCGAAGAACGCUGGAGCUCUGGAGUCCUGCAGCAGUGCCAGUGAGCGGCUGAGCUCCACACUGGAGAAGAAGUGCCAUGACCACCACUGAUGACCUGUGACACACACACGAUACCGACUUUACUGUAUUUUUUUAAAAUAACAAAACCAACAGGGAAUCUUUACACUUGAAGAAGGGACUCAGACAGCCACUUAAUGUACAGUAUUUCCACUCCUGAUUUGUAUAUUUUGAUGAAGGCAAAAAACUGUGCAGAAUGUCUGUUAUUUUUUUACUUAUGCUUGUGACGAUAUUUUUAUAGAAAAUAAAGGGAGCCAACAAAUGGAACGCUGCCCCCCCCCCCCCCCUUUUUAAACAUUUACAACAAAACCUCCCUUUUAGACGAGGUCCCCACGCAGCUUUACAGAGUGGUCAAACCAACAGUUACUCAGGUGGAACUGGAAAGGCAUAUUAAAAAUACAAUUUAAUUAUCCAAAUAAAGAAAAGUGAAGGGCUGACUUUAAUGCUUCCCAUGCUGUUGUCAUGUACCACCUCGUCAGUUCGGCACGUUGCUCCUCAGGUCCAGCAGUCCCAGCGCCGCUGUGAGCGAUGGGCUCCACGCGGACCACCGGGCGCCGCAUGCAGCGCCGGGACCUCGAUCACACGUAUAUCUUACCUCUUUGUAAAAAGUUUUAUUCAUUCAUUCAUCUGUCUUAAUGAAAAAUGUGCUCUUAUACAUAUGACUUGAUGAAGUACAGCUGCUGGUUUCACCUCGCAUACAGUUUAUGGAGCGUUUGAGGGAAUGAUGACGUCACACUGGACUGCAUUCACAUUGAGACGUUUGCCUGAUGUGUUGGUUUUGUACACUGGAAGUCAAAAAUAAAACUAAUCA